This is a messenger RNA of Thunnus maccoyii (southern bluefin tuna), 954 nucleotides long. Its product is annotated as cortexin domain-containing 1-like. Bases 501 to 686 code for a protein of 61 amino acids. The record is from RefSeq and is a predicted model, not a curated record. The transcript has 2 exons. Lineage: Eukaryota; Metazoa; Chordata; Actinopteri; Scombriformes; Scombridae.
UGCUAGUACUGGUCUAAGAUAGGUUUACUGUGUCAGCUGUGCCCAGUUUGGAUUGCACUUGAGUGACGUCUUAUGCCGAAUCCAGUGACUCCUGCUAAAGUGUUGUCUCCUGUAGAGACCAGAGAGAUGCCUGGGUGUUCUAAUCUCAGGAACGGCCUGAUCGUUACCAAACUCCUUAUUAACUAUUCAUGGAGGACGCAGGUGCCAAAUGGGGUUACGUGUGUCCACCAAUCUACCUUAUCUUUGGGAGGAGGACAGUAGGGGUCAAUGGUAGCAGACAAAAAAAAGAGACCAAGACAGAGAAAUGGAUGAAGUGUUCAGAUAGAAACACAAUGGAUUCUCUGAGUCCAAAGAUAUAUGGAUAAAUACCUUUUGGAAUAAUUACAAGCAUUCAUGGAACUACCUUGGUGUUAUAAACCAUCAAGAGGGAAAUAAACUGGUGAAACACAGGCUGAGGAGUAGAUAAACAUCUUUUCUUGGAUUUUGUGGAUUUUGUCAACAUGGACCCACCGGCGCUUCCCAUUACCAGGUUUGAUGUGGAUGUGGAUCUCGGUUUUGCCCUCUUCUUCUUCUUCCUCCUCUGCUUCUUCUUGUUGGUGACCAUAGUGCGCUGUGCUCAGAUGGUUCUGGACCCUUACAGUUCUGUCACUACUACAACAUACCAGGAGGAGCAAUCAGAGGAGUGAUGGAGACCAGACACAUGAACGUUAUCAAGGAAAAACAUCUCAUCCUCCGAGACGAGCUAUGACAUUUACUCAAACUUCACUGACGGGCUGACAAAAAAUGUUGCCACACACCACAGAAUAUUUUAGGCUGGAGUUGUUUCUGACACUAUUUUAACUUUUAUAUAUUUUCUACUAAAAUUUGAUACAAAAACUUUUUUAAAAAGCUUCUGAACAACACCCAACAACUUCCAACAAAUGAUGUAAGUAUGUCAUGUAAAAAAUCAAAUAU